CGCCGCCGCCUCCCCGGAUCCGUCCGCCCGCCCGGCCAGGGGAGGGACGCCCGGCCCGGCCGCUCCGCCGCUCGCCGCUCCGGCCCUCGUCCCGCGUCCGCCCGUCUUGCCGCCGCCGCUACGGGCCCGGACCUCCGCGCGCGGCGCUCCUCGCCGGCGGCGCCCCUCAGGCCUGCCCCGCGCGGUCGCCCGACUCUGCCCCGGGGAAUGGUCUGCGGACCGCGGCUUUGGAGACAGGAAGUGAGGCGGGCGCGCCCCAUGAGCGCGCGGCGGCGCGGGCAGGCGUGCGGGCGCGGCUGCGGCGGCCGCGCGGCGGGGCCCGGGGAGGCGGGCCGCUGAGCGGGCGCGCGGCCCCGAGGAUGCGGGCGCGGGUGCAGCGCUGGCGUGGAUGCUCCCCUCUCUUGGCCUUUGGAGACUCUGUUGCUUUUUAAUGGCGGCGGCCGCUGCUGGGUGAGCGGCGCAGAACUGGACAGUGUUCAUCCCUUCAGAAGAGGGCCACUUUCUCCCGGAGUCAUCGCUGCUGGAUUGGUGGGGGUGCUUUUCCUUCCUUGCCCCUCCAUUCUUGAAGGGAGAAGAUGCCACUGCCAUUUGGAUUGAAAUUGAAACGCACCCGGCGCUACACGGUGUCCAGCAAGAGCUGCCUGGUUGCGCGGAUCCAGCUGCUCAAUAACGAGUUUGUGGAGUUCACGUUGUCUGUGGAGAGCACUGGCCAGGAGAGCCUGGAAGCUGUGGCCCAGAGGCUGGAGCUGCGGGAGGUCACUUACUUCAGCCUCUGGUACUACAACAAGCAGAAUCAGCGCCGAUGGGUAGAUUUGGAAAAACCUCUGAAGAAGCAGCUGGAUAAAUAUGCGCUGGAACCUACCGUCUAUUUUGGAGUGGUGUUUUACGUGCCUUCAGUUUUACAGCUACAGCAGGAGAUUACCAGGUAUCAGUAUUACUUGCAGCUGAAGAAAGAUAUCUUGGAAGGAAACAUUCCUUGUACAUUGGAACAGGCAAUUCAGCUAGCAGGUUUAGCCGUUCAAGCUGAUUUUGGUGAUUUUGAUCAGUAUGAAUCCCAAGACUUUCUUCAGAAAUUUGCCUUGUUUCCUGUGGGAUGGUUACAAGAUGAAAAAGUAUUGGAAGAAGCAACCCAAAAAGUGGCCUUACUACAUCAAAAAUACAGAGGGCUCACAGCUCCUGAUGCUGAAAUGCUCUACAUGCAGGAGGUGGAGAGGAUGGAUGGCUAUGGAGAAGAGAGCUACCCUGCCAAGGACAGCCAAGGGAGUGACAUAGCCAUUGGAGCAUGUCUUGAAGGUAUCUUUGUGAAACACAAGAAUGGAAGGCCUCCUGUGAUAUUUAGGUGGCAGGAUAUUGCUAACAUGUCCCACAACAAGUCCUUUUUUGCAUUAGAGCUGGCAAAUAAAGAGGAGACCAUCCAGUUUCAAACUGAAGACAUGGAAACAGCAAAAUAUGUAUGGAGACUGUGUGUCGCACGACACAAAUUUUACAGAUUAAACCAGUGUAACUUGCAAACUCAGACUAUCACAGUGAACCCAAUCAGGAGGAGGUCAUCUUCAAGGUUGUCUCUGCCUAAACCCCAGCCCUAUGUGAUGCCUCCCCCGCCCCAGCUGCAUUAUAAUGGACAUUAUACAGAGCCAUAUGCUUCUUCCCAAGAUAACCUCUUUGUGCCCAACCAGAAUGGAUACUAUUGUCACUCCCAGACAAGUUUGGAUAGAGCUCAAAUGGACCUCAAUGGUCGAAUCCGUAAUGGUAGUGUCUACAGCGCACAUAGCACCAACUCCUUAAAUAACCCUCAGGCAUACUUGCAGCCCUCCCCUAUGUCCUCCAAUCCAAGUAUUACUGGAAGCGACGUCAUGAGACCCGACUACAUCCCCACUCAUCGGCACAGUGCCCUGAUACCCCCGUCUUACCGCCCCACCCCAGACUACGAGACUGUGAUGAAGCAGCUCAACAGAGGCCUGGUGCAUGCCGACAGGCAGAGCCACUCGCUGAGAAACCUCAACAUUGGCAAUUCCUAUGCAUACAGCAGGCCAGAUGCCCUGGUCUACAGCCAGCCCGAAAUUCGGGAGCACGCGCACUUCGCCUCUCCGCAGUCGGCCCACUACCCGUUCAACUUGAACUACAGUUUCCACAGCCAGUCUCCCUACCCCUACCCUGCCGAGAGGCGGCCGGUGGUGGGCGCUGUCAGUGUGCCGGAGCUGACCAACGUGCAGCUCCAGGCGCAGGAGUACCCGGCUCCCAACAUCAUGAAAACCCAGGUGUACCGCCCGCCCCCGCCCUACCCGUACCCGAGGCCCGCCAACAGCACCCCUGACCUGUCGCGCCACCUCUACAUAAGCAGUAGCAACCCGGACCUCAUCACCAGGCGCGUCCACCACUCGGUGCAGACGUUCCAGGAGGACAGCUUGCCCGUGGCCCAUUCCCUCCAGGAGGUCAGCGAGCCCCUGACGGCCGCCCGGCACGCGCAGCUGCAGAAGAGGAACAGCAUCGAGAUCGCGGGGCUCACGCACGGCCUCGAAGGCCUGCGGCUCAAGGAGCGGACCCUGUCGGCCUCAGCGGCCGACGUGGCGCCGCGCCCGCAGGCCCAGGCCGGCGUCCUCGCCGAGCGGACCAAGCCCGAGGAGCCCGACGAGCAGGAAGGCGUGAGGUGUGGCCACAAGAAGUCUCUCUCGGACGCCACCAUGCUGAUACACAGCAGCGAGGAGGAGGAGGAGCCCGAGGAGGACGGUGCGCGGGCGCUCCCGGCGCGGCGCGAGCCCGUGCAGCCCGCGGCCUUUGCCCACGAGCCGCCGCCCGGCUGCCCCUGCGCGCCUGGCGCCCCGCUGCCCGGACCCCUGCACAUCUUCGAGCCCAAGCCCCACGGGGCAGAGGCAGAGCAGAGGGUGAGGGAAGGCGGCCCCGUCCACGCGACCGCGGAAGCCCGGCGGCCCCGACGGGACGGGCUGCUGACGCCCUCCAUGUCCGAGUCCGACCUGACCACGUCCGGGCGGUACCGCGCCAGGAGGGACUCCCUGAAGAAGAGGCCGGUGUCAGAUCUGCUCUCUGGGAAGAAGAACGCGGUGCAAGGGCUUCCGCCCCUGGGGGGAAUGAAAAAGACUCGAGUAGAUGCAAAAAAAAUUGGUCCCCUUAAAUUGGCUGCCCUCAAUGGACUCUCCUUGUCUCGACUGCCUCUGCCUGAUGAAGGAAAGGAAGUAUCCACCAGAGCGACAAAUGAUGAAAGGUGUAAAAUUCUGGAACAGCGGUUAGAACAGGGAAUGGUAUUCACAGAAUAUGAAAGAAUUCUUAAAAAGCGGCUAGUUGAUGGAGAGUGCUCAAUCGCCCGACUCCCUGAAAAUGCAGAAAGAAAUCGAUUCCAGGAUGUCCUUCCCUAUGACGAUGCAAGAGUGGAGCUCGUCCCAACCAAGGAGAACAACACUGGUUACAUCAAUGCAUCACAUAUCAAGGUCUCUGUCAGUGGAAUUGAAUGGGAUUAUAUUGCCACACAGGGACCGUUACAGAAUACCUGUCAGGAUUUUUGGCAGAUGGUAUGGGAACAGGGAAUUGCAAUUAUAGCAAUGGUGACAGCAGAAGAGGAAGGUGGAAGGGAGAAGAGCUUUAGAUAUUGGCCACGACUUGGUUCCAGGCACAACACUGUCACCUAUGGAAGGUUUAAGAUCACAACCCGGUUCCGCACAGACUCUGGCUGCUAUGCCACCACAGGCUUGAAGAUGAAGCACCUUCUCACGGGGCAGGAGAGGACAGUUUGGCAUCUCCAGUACACAGACUGGCCUGAGCACGGCUGUCCCGAAGACCUCAAGGGAUUUUUAUCAUACCUUGAAGAGAUCCAAUCUGUUCGACGUCAUACAAAUAGUACAAGUGAACCAAAAAGCCCCAACCCUCCACUGCUGGUCCACUGCAGUGCUGGCGUAGGAAGAACUGGUGUUGUCAUUUUGUCAGAGAUCAUGAUUGCUUGUCUGGAACACAAUGAGGUGCUGGACAUCCCGAGAGUGCUGGACAUGCUGAGGCAACAGCGGAUGAUGCUGGUGCAGACCCUCUGCCAGUACACCUUUGUGUACCGAGUUCUUAUUCAGUUCCUGAAAAGCUCCAGGCUCAUCUAAGCUCCCAGACCUUCUUAUGGGGACCCAUCACGUGAAGCGUUUACAGCUAAAACAAAGUGCUUGCCUAACUCGUACUUUCUCCUGGACACCCACCUGCACCGAGAUCCAUCACAACACGCGGUGCAGUGUGAAUAGUGGCAUGCGGAAGGAAAACCACAGAGCACGAGGCCGCCGCUGGGGCUUGGGACCUGGGGAAGGUGCGGAAGAACGAGGACUGGGUGUGAGGGCGUUGCCCAGCCCUGGUCUGUCCAGUUUGCAGUACUUGCACACAUUUUGGAGAUUGUAUUUUUUAGACAAUUCUCUAUUUUACUGAAGCUAUGCUGGGCAAUUCUGGCAAUCAUUAAGACGCAUAGAUUUCUAUCUUGUAGAUUUCUAUCUUAAACUAGUUUUUGAUAAUGGAAUUUUAUGUAAUGACUGAAAUAUUUAGGGGUUUUCUUAGCAAGAAACUGAACUUUCUGUGGGGAUGAUCCACAGACUUGAGUGGUUCUUGUAUAACUUUGUAUUUAAACCAUGUUACUACCUUUGUUAUUUAAAACAACAACAACAACAAAACCUUGGGUACUUAAUGGGUUAGUCACUAAGCCCAAAACUCAAAGGAAAAUCUAAAAGUGUUAUUUUGAAACAUAGAAAGCAUUUUUAUAUUCAAAAAGUUUUUUUAUCAUAAAAGUUCUAUAUAUUUGUACCUUCUAUAUUUUCCAAAUGAGCUCAACUCAUGAAGACACUGCAGUGAGUCAGUUAAUAUAAAGGAGAGUUGGGAACGAAGGCAUAUUAUUUUGAAUGUAAGAGAAUCAGAUUAUUUUUUCAGUAUUAUUCGUAAACCUAAAUGAGUUUGAUUUUAUUGGUUAAAAAUGAAGUGAAAAACAAUUGCAUUGGAUGGUUUUAAGCACUUUUUUUUGUUAAAGAUAAAAUCUGUUCUAAUAUAUGUGUGGUUUAUAUUUGAAACAUAACAAUGGGUGUUGUUUCAAAAGUGUUUCUAAGAGAAGGAUUAAGAGUAUGUAGGCUGACCUGGACAAGAGUAAGUGGCAUGUGAUGGUACAAAAUACAGUAUUAUCUAUACUCAGACCAAGAUGCCAGGGUUUAGCGUAGGAACUGGUGAGGGUGGACACCCAUCCUGUCCUGUCCCCAGUGAAGUCAAGGCCUGUUGCUGUCAAUGACUUACUGUUUCCUUGGAGUUCUUCCACCUAAACCUGUAUUUUUUUCCCCACAAAUAAUUCAGAUUUAUAUUUCAUUAAAAGAAGGCUUCAAGAGGCUUUCUUUUGGUUUAAAAGUAGGGAUUAUUAAUAAUAGUUUUACCUUUUCUUCCAAAACCCCAGCCCAAACUUGAGGGCCACCAGAAAUUGCUGUGGUGUUCAGAAGGUACUUGAAUUGUAGCUCCCUAAUCCCCUAACUUCAGCCCUGUGGUCGGUGUUAGGUACUUAGUGCCUCCACCCUUCCCAUGUAGACACCUCCCACUGGACAGCCAGCUGAGCUGAAGGGGAGAACACUGACCUGGGCCCUGGCUGAAGUGACCUCACUCAGCUGCUGUUGAGUAGGUGAGGGCAAAUUGGUACAAUUAGCUGAAGAGCCAUCUCCUUUUCCCUGAGGCUGAUUCCUCACCGUGGAGAGACCCAAAAUGUCAGAUCUAGGGUUAUUUCCCCAAAUUACAAUAUUCUGGGCAUUGUUCUGAGUCUCAACUCCCUCCUGAAGUGUUCAACUUACUGUUGUGAAUGCUGUGUGUCAUCAGUCAUGAGACAGGACUUCCCACAUGAGUGUGCACCAGUCUAACUGAUUGAUCCAGAAACCAGCCACCUAUGGGAGGCAUUCAGAAGGUACUGCAGAUAGUGGAUAUUGAAAGUGGACACGCUUCUUUCUUAGGAAUGAGAGAUCAAUUUUUUUAAAUCUCAAAUUGUUUUAAAAGUUGUGGUUAAAGAAUAAUAGACUGAAGUGAAAAUAUUCAGAAAGAGCUCCCCAGAUGAUUAUGUCCCAUCUCCCAUCUCCAUUAAAAGAUGACAAAUUUUUUUUCCUUCAAAUGGUACAUUUUUUAAAAAUGCUUUCCUAUCAGGCUUACAUUUUUGAAGUGUCCCAUUGAUAACAUAUUUUAAAACAAAGAUCUAAUUAAAGAGUAAUAUAUGAUACAUUUGUGUUUCUGUUGUAAUAAUUUGAUAAAUAAAUUUCUUAAGAGGGCAAAAUUUUUGUUGUUUAAAUCUGUCACUCUGAAGAAUGUUGCAUGUUUGGCAUCGCUUCUAAGAGCCAUGUAAUUUUAAACUUUUAAUUGCAGUUAGCAAAUAUGAAUUUCUGAAUAAAAAUAAAUCUACAUUA
Messenger RNA from Sciurus carolinensis (gray squirrel), 6395 nucleotides. It is a transcript of the gene Ptpn21, whose product is annotated as protein tyrosine phosphatase non-receptor type 21. The record is from RefSeq and is a predicted model, not a curated record. The transcript has 19 exons. Gene Ontology annotation, biological process: protein dephosphorylation. Gene Ontology annotation, molecular function: protein tyrosine phosphatase activity. Bases 576 to 4097 code for a protein of 1173 amino acids. Gene Ontology annotation, cellular component: cytoskeleton. Lineage: Eukaryota; Metazoa; Chordata; Mammalia; Rodentia; Sciuridae.